This is a messenger RNA of Hemiscyllium ocellatum (epaulette shark), 597 nucleotides long. RefSeq names its product late histone H2B.L4-like. NCBI's taxonomy places the organism in Eukaryota, Metazoa, Chordata, Chondrichthyes, Orectolobiformes, Hemiscylliidae. Gene Ontology annotation, molecular function: protein heterodimerization activity; structural constituent of chromatin; DNA binding. The record is from RefSeq and is a predicted model, not a curated record. Gene Ontology annotation, cellular component: nucleosome. Bases 89 to 469 code for a protein of 126 amino acids. The transcript has a single exon.
UCAUUAGCAUUACUGACGCUGUCAGUGUAUAAAAGGCGAGCUCGGAGCCCGCUUUCCCCUUACACUGUGUGUGAAAGGGAGCGGCAGGAUGGCGGAUGAGAAGAAAGCACAGGCAGUCCCCAAAAAGGGCGCUAAGAAAAUGGUCAAGAAGCCGGCAGCGAAGGGCGUCAAGCAGAGGAGGCGGCGGAGGAAAGAAACUUACUCCAUCUACAUCUACAAAGUGAUGAAGCAGGUUCACCCCGACACCGGCAUCUCCUCCAAGGCCAUGAGCAUCAUGAACUCGUUCGUCAAAGAUAUUUUCGAGCGGAUCGCGGGGGAAGCUUCCCGCCUGGCCCAGUACAACAAGCGCAGAACCAUCAGCUCCCGGGAGAUCCAGACCGCCGUGCGGCUGCUGCUGCCCGGGGAGCUGGCCAAGCACGCCGUGUCGGAGGGCACAAAGGCGGUGACCAAGUACACCAGCUCCAAGUGAAGGGCAGCAUUGGAGUGAAAACCAAAACCCAACGGCUCUUUUCAGAGCCACCUCCACCUUCCGUGAAACAGCUGAACUAGUAUCGUUCUGGGUAUGUACGGUGAAUGUGAUCACGGUAUUGGGAUUGG